CAGGAAGACGCUGGUCAGACCUAGCCCGAAAGGAGGAGAGAAAUGGAGGAUAACUUUCACCUCGGAGAUGCUGGAACAGUAAAAAAUGUUGCGAAGUCUGGACGGAGGGCUCGCCUUGCAGCUGAUCAAUCUUCAUUUGAGGAUUCUCGUUACGUAAGGAAGUCCUCCACCUCUGCUUCAAUGGGAGAAGAUGAAGAUGAGCCCCCUCCCCCUAAACCGGCCCGGCGGCAAGGUGGCUGGGCAGAAGAAAGCUCUGGGUCUGGAUCUGCCAAAUCUUCAAGGAGACCUGCAGCUGAGGACUUGGAGGACCGCCGCCUUCGACCACAAACUCCUAAGGGAUCAGAUGAUGAAGGAGAUAUUCCAGUGAUUCCAGAUCUUGAAGAAGUACAGGAAGAAGAUCUCACAAUGCAAAUUGCAGUUCCACCAAGCAUCCAGGUGAACCGGGUAAUGACCUACAGAGAUCUGGACAAUGAUCUGAAGUAUUACUCUGCCUUUCAGACCUUAGACGGAGAGAUUGACUUGAAGCUCCUCACCAAGGUUUUAGCACCAGAGCAGGAGGUGAAGGAGGAUGAUGUGAGCUGGGACUGGGAUCAUCUGUUUACAGAGGUGUCCUCAGAGCUGCUGAUGGAAUGGGAUCAAGGAGAGAGUGAGGAGCAGGCUGCAUUGCCUGUAACAUGAGGAGGAGGUUUGGACUGAGGCUUUAAAUGGCUCCAGUGGGAACUGGAUGAAUGGCCAUUACACAGAAGGGCCGGUGACUUUGGUUAUAUUAACUUUAAUUACUGUUUGUUAUCCAGGAUUUAUAUUCUAUAAAGUGUAUAUUCAACAUGUCUUCUAUUUUCUAAAUAAAGUUUACUGAGGAGUGGACGGUGCAGUGUUGUCUGACCCUGUAUAUUGUUGAGGUUUUUGACUUUCACCCUUUUUUUUGUUAGUUUCUAAAACAGCCAAAAGGCAAAAUGAUUUUGUUUGAAAAGCCCCCCUAAAAAAUAGCUGUCACAAAUACAAAUGCCCUCCCUGUAACUGCCAGCAUUAUCAACACCCUCAUACAAGUCCAAGGUUGAUAAUCAGCUAAGCUGAAAUCCAGUUGAUUGUGUUCAAAUUAACAUUCCUCAUUAAAGCCUACAACCUUAUUGUUAU
Messenger RNA from Seriola dumerili (greater amberjack), 1134 nucleotides. It is a transcript of the gene ift43, whose product is annotated as intraflagellar transport 43. The record is from RefSeq and is a predicted model, not a curated record. Gene Ontology annotation, cellular component: intraciliary transport particle A; cilium. Lineage: Eukaryota; Metazoa; Chordata; Actinopteri; Carangiformes; Carangidae. The transcript has 10 exons. Gene Ontology annotation, biological process: intraciliary retrograde transport. The coding region runs from base 43 to 678 and encodes 211 amino acids.